Olea europaea var. sylvestris is the source of this 1332-nucleotide messenger RNA. RefSeq lists its product as uncharacterized. The annotation marks the transcript as partial. The transcript is spliced from 6 exons. Lineage: Eukaryota; Viridiplantae; Streptophyta; Magnoliopsida; Lamiales; Oleaceae. The record is from RefSeq and is a predicted model, not a curated record.
AUGAAUUGUUCACCCAGUUCGGCCAAGCCUAUUCUGGGGGGCUCAGAGGCAAAAGUUCCAAACCCGUCACUAUGCAAGAACCUCACAAGAAAGAGCAACAGUUUGUUUACAAGGAGUAAUUCACCAGUACUCUUGUGUGGAAAGACCAAAACAGAAUUCUGUGGUAGAGAGGAAACAUCAACACCUUCUCAAUGUGGCAUGAGCACUAUUCUUUCAGUCAAGAGUGCCUAUUCAAUUAUGGGGCGAUUGGUGUUUGGUAGCCUUUGCUUUGCAUCUACACUCCCCUUUCAUAGAAACAAAUUCUAUCAUCGAGCCGAAGCCCAUGUCUUCCUUGGUUACCCUCUAAAUAUCAAAUGUAAUGAUAACUCGAUUGAACAUAACAAUUCAGCUGCCAUCGAACUAUCUCCCACUUCCUCCUGUGAUUUUAGUCAAAGUCCUUAUUGCAAUCAAUCUCCAUACUUUGUACUUAGAAAGACAACUAGGGCGAGUAAACCUCUAUCUUACCUUCGUGAAUUUCACUGUAAUCUCCUUGCAAAUCAGUCACCUCCUGAUAACAAAUUAGUUUGUCCUUUGUCUAAUUGUCUCUCAUAUAAGUCCUUUACUCAUCCACACAAAACUUUUCUUCUCAAGGUUUCUUCAAAUGUUAAACCACAGUUUUAUCACCAGGCAGUUGCAUCUGACCAUUGGAGGGAAGCAAUGGCAGUUGAAUUGAUAGCCAUGGAAUCAAACAACAAUUGGACCAUAACCAGAUUGCCCAAGGAAAAGCACUCAAUUGGCCGUAGAUGGGUAUAUAAGGUCAAAUAUGGACCUGAUGGAAGGAUAGACAGGUACAAAGCACAUUUGGUAGCCAAAGAUUAUACCCAGCAAGAAGAAGUGGAUUUUCUCAACGCUUUUUCCCCUGUUGCUAAAUUGGUUCAUGUCAAGAUAUUGCUUAUUGUUGCAGCUAUUAAUAAAUGGCAUCUAGUUCAAUUGUAUGUAAAUAAUGCUUUUUUGAAUGGGGAUCUUUUUGAAGAGAUUUGUAAGGAUCUCCCUUUGGGGUAUUCAAAUAUAUCUGUUGAUGUCAUCAAAGAGGGCAAACCAUUGCUAGAAGACACUGGGUUUCUAGCCUGCAAACUAGCUCUUUUGCUUAUGGAUCCUAAGAUUUGUUUAAAUUCAGUUGAUGGUGAUAUGUUGUCUAAUACGGAUGCUUCAUCCUAUCGAAGACUUUUCCUUAAGUCAGCUCCAAGCCAAGGUUUGUUCUUUUCAGCCUCUUCCUCACUACAAUUACGUGCAUUUGCUAUUGCGGACUGGGGUUUAUGUCCUGAUUCAAGAAAAUCUAUCAUAGGCCUAUGC